Molecule: messenger RNA, 2679 nt
Organism: Vairimorpha ceranae
Lineage: Eukaryota; Fungi; Microsporidia; Nosematidae
Product: alanyl-trna synthetase
Exons: 1
Coding region: 1-2679 (892 amino acids)
Biological process (GO): tRNA modification; alanyl-tRNA aminoacylation
Cellular component (GO): cytoplasm
Molecular function (GO): nucleic acid binding; ATP binding; alanine-tRNA ligase activity
Source: RefSeq, a predicted model, not a curated record
AUGGUUGAAUACACUGUUAAAAAAUUAAAACGGGCAUUUUUUUCAUAUUUUAAAUCUAAAGGUCAUGAGAUUAUUAAAUCGAGUUCUGUUAUUCCUAGUAAUGAUCCUUCACUUCUAUUUACAAAUAGUGGUAUGGUACAAUUUAAGAAUAUUUUGAUGGGACAAGAAACAAAUCUAAAAAGAGCUUGUUCUAUACAAAGAUGUAUUAGAGCCGGUGGUAAACACAAUGAUUUGGAUGAUGUAGGAAAAGACACUUAUCACCAUACAUUUUUUGAAAUGAUGGGUAAUUGGUCAUUUGGUGAUUAUUUUAAGAAAGAGGCUAUUGAAUAUGCAUGGGAUUUUUUAGUAAAUAUUCUUAAAUUAGAACAGGAUAGACUAUAUGUUACUUAUUAUAAAGAUAUGGAUAGUGAAUCAUAUAACAUUUGGAAAGAAUUUCUACCAAGUGAGCGUAUUAUAGAAGCCGAUAAAAAUGAUAAUUUUUGGGAAAUGGGGGAUACUGGCCCAUGUGGUCCCUGCACAGAAAUUCACUAUGACCGUAUCGGAGGAAGAGAUGCAUCUCGACUUGUAAAUCAAGAUGAUCCCGAUGUUAUAGAAAUAUGGAAUAUUGUUUUUAUAGAAUACAAUAGAACUCCUACUGGGCUUGAGCCACUUGAAAGGAAAUGUAUUGACACAGGUAUAGGAUUUGAAAGACUACUAAGUAUUUUAAAUAAUGUUAAAUCAAAUUACCUUACUAAUUGCUUUAUACCAAUUAUAAAAAAUAUAGAAAAUAUGACAGAUAAAAAAUAUGAAGACAAGUUAACGAUUGAAGAUACAGCUUUUAGAGCUGUAUCAGAUCACUGUAGAACUAUUGCGGUCUGUUUAAUCGAUAACGUAGAAUUUUCUAAUGAAGGACAAGGCUAUGUCUUGCGCAGAAUUUUAAGACGUGCGGUUCGUUAUGCACAUGAUAUUUUAAAAAUGCAAAGAGGGGACAUCGGAAAUUUGGUAAAAGAAAUUCUAAAAGAAAUGUUGCUUGAAAUAUUAGAAAAUGAUGAUGGAGAAAUUGAUCAUAAUUUAUAUGACACUAAAAUAAAAAAAGGUAUAUUAGAUGUCAAUCGUGAAGAGGAUAAAUUUUUAGAAACACUACAAAAAGGUUUAGAAAGAUUUAAAAAAAUGAGCAUGAAUUCACAAAUUAUUUCUAGUGAAGAAAUUUUUAGACUUUACGAUACAUACGGAUUUCCUACAGAUUUAGUGCAAAUGUUAGCAGAGGAACAUAAUGUUAAAUUGGAUUUUUCAAAAUUUGAAGAAUGCAAAGAAAAAGCAAGAGAAUUAAGUAAAAAAAUUAAUAAUGAAAUAACAGAAAUUAUUUUAUCUGAUGUUUCUGUAACGGAUGAUCAAUUUAAAUAUACAGAAAAUGGGAUAAGUGGUAGAUUACAAUUUUUUACUUUAGAAAAAAAAAUUAUAAAAUUUAAUGUUAUAAAUGAUGAUAUUUCAUCAAGUCUUGAAUCGAUUUGUAAUAUUUCAGAGAAUAAUCCCAAAUUUUUUAAUCUGCCUCCUGAAAAUACAAGAAUUGGUAUGGUUUUUGAUAGAACAUGUUUUUAUAGUGAAAGCGGCGGACAAAUAGGUGAUACGGGAUUAAUAACUUUUUAUGAAGAUAAUGUUGAAGUUGGUAGGUUUAUAGUAGAUGAUUGUAAAAAAGUUAAUGGUUAUGUUUUACAUUACGGAAAAUUACAAGGCAAAGUAACACUAUAUGCCAAUUUAGAAUAUGAUGAUAGAUCAGAUAUUGAAAGAAAUCAUACUGGAACACAUCUUUUUAAUUAUUUUUUGAGAAAAGAGAUUAAUACAAUGCAACGAGGAAGUUUAGUAGCAAAAAAUAAAUUUAGAUUUGAUUUUGAAGGGCAUAAAAUAGAUUUACAAAAAGUUGAAGAUAACAUUAACUUGUGUAUUCAACAAAAUUUACCUGUUACAAUUAAAUUUAUGCCUAAAGAAGAUUUAUUAAAAGAAGAAAAUUUAAUUUAUAUGAAAAAUGAAGAAUAUCCAUCGAUUGUUAGGAUGAUCUGUAUUGGUAAAUUGGAAAAUCCUGAAAUAAGAGAGCUUUGUGGUGGAUGUCACGUAAAAAAUACUGGUGAUCUUUAUAAAUUAAAAAUUAUUAGUGAAAGUAGUAUUUCUAGUAAUGUUAGGCGAGUAAUUGGUAUCACUGGUAAUGAAGUAAGAAAAGCUGAGAAAAAAAUAGAAGAAAUUAAAUUAAAAGUAGAUAAUGGGGAGGUAGUACAUUUGGAUAAAAGUUUACCACUUUUUGAGAGACUUCGGCUUGAAGCUAAAGUUAAGGAGAAUAUUGAAGUUAUUACUAAAGCGAAGAAAGAAAAUUUUACAAAAAAUUUAAAGAAUUUAAAAAUGAUUAUUGCUGUGACACGGGAUACACCUGUAAAAUAUGAGCAAAAAAUAUUAUAUGAAUAUCAAACAUUAGAUUACGAAACAAAAAAGGAUAUCUUAAAAAACAUAGGCAAUUUUAUCAAAUUGUUUAAGGAAGAUGAAGAUUUUCUUUUGUGGGGUAAAUGUGAAGAUUUUGUUCAUGGAUACGUAAAACAAACAAAUUCUGAAGAAAUUCGUGAUAAAUUUAAAGAUGGAUUUUUUUUAAUGAAAAAUGGAAUAUUGCAGUUUAGUUUUAAAACUGACAAAAAUGUUAAGCUAUUGUUUAAUUAA